AUGUCGGAGAUAUUGACGAAGGACUCUAAGUAUUGGAAAGCCCGGAAGAAACGUUUUAUACUGGACGUGGACGCGAAAGUGGCUAAGGAGCGAGAUAAAGAUGAUACAUACCUGCGAUUUCGGCACCUUUUGGGGCUGACUGACCUAUUUCGUCACUUUAUAGGACUGCGUGCGAAGCGAGAUAAGAACAUGCAGCGGCUGCUCAGGAUGUUGGAUGGGGAAGAGCGCGGGAGAAGCAGUCGCGGGCAGCGCCAGAAAGAUUCUUCGAGGCACUUCCGCAAGACAGAAAAAGAGGAGGAUGCCGAGCUCAUGCAAGAUGAGGAGCAGCACAUGGAGACCACAGUGGUUACUGAGUCGCCCAGCUUUGUAAAGGCCGGUAAACUACGGGACUACCAGAUAUACGGGUUGAAUUGGCUAAUAUCACUGCACGAGAAUAAACUCUCGGGAAUCCUUGCAGAUGAAAUGGGCUUGGGCAAAACUCUGCAAACAAUCUCCUUUCUAGGUUAUCUGCGUUUUAUUAAGGACAUUGAUGGCCCCUUCAUUGUUGUUGUGCCAAAAUCUACUUUAGAUAACUGGAAACGGGAAUUCGCCAAGUGGACUCCAGAAGUCAACACUAUUGUGUUGCAUGGUGAUAGAGAGACGAGGACACAGCUAAUCGAGGAGCGUAUCCUAACGUGUGACUUUGACGUGCUGAUUACGUCUUACGAGAUGGUUAUCAAAGAGAAGGCUAUUCUAAAAAAAUUUGCGUGGCAAUACAUAGUUAUUGAUGAGGCGCAUAGGAUUAAAAAUGAGCAAAGUACUCUAUCGCAGAUCAUUCGGCUCUUUUAUUCAAAAAGUAGGCUGCUGAUCACCGGAACACCUUUGCAAAACAACUUGCAUGAAUUAUGGGCUUUAUUAAAUUUCCUAUUACCUGAUGUUUUUGGGGAAUCUGAGGUCUUUGAUGAGUGGUUCCAACAGAAUGAGAAGGCGCAAGAUCAGGAGAUUGUGGUCCAACAGCUGCAUGCUGUAUUACAACCGUUUUUGUUGCGCAGGGUCAAGGCAGAUGUGGAAAAGUCAUUGCUUCCGAAGAUAGAGACCAAUGUGUAUGUUGGUAUGACAGCAAUGCAGUUGCAAUGGUACAGAUCGCUGUUAGAGAAAGAUAUAGAUGCUGUGAAUGGAGCAGUAGGUAAGCGAGAAGGCAAAACCCGUCUACUUAACAUUGUGAUGCAACUGAGAAAAUGUUGUAAUCAUCCCUAUUUGUUUGAAGGUGCAGAGCCAGGCCCUCCGUAUACGACCGAUGAGCAUUUGAUCUAUAACUCUGGGAAAAUGAUUGUCUUGGACAAGCUUUUAAAACGCAAAAAGAAAGAGGGAUCCAGAGUACUCAUAUUUAGCCAAAUGUCCAGACUCCUCGACAUCUUAGAGGAUUACUGCUACUUCAGAGAUUUUGAAUACUGUAGGAUUGAUGGUGCGACAUCACAUGAGGAGCGCAUUGCAGCUAUUGAUGAGUUUAACGCACAUGAUUCUAAAAAGUUUAUAUUUUUACUAACGACAAGGGCUGGCGGCCUAGGUAUAAAUUUAGUCACUGCAGAUACGGUUGUGUUAUAUGAUUCAGAUUGGAACCCCCAAGCUGACCUGCAAGCCAUGGAUAGAGCCCAUAGAAUUGGUCAGAAAAAGCAGGUACAUGUAUACCGUCUAGUGACAGAGAAUGCGAUAGAAGAGAAGGUUAUUGAGCGGGCAGCCCAGAAAUUGAGGCUAGAUCAGCUUGUUAUACAGCAGGGGGCUGGAAGGAAAAGUGCAAACUUAGGGAAUACUAAGGGAGAAUUAAUUGAUAUGAUUCAAUUUGGUGCCAGAGAUGUUUUUGACAAGAAGUUGACUGAAGCGACAGUUGCAGAUGAUAUAGAUGCGAUUUUGAUGAAAGGUGAACAAAAGACGCAUGCAUUGAACGCAAGGUAUGAAGCCUUAGGCCUUGAUGACCUGCAGAAGUUUAAUGGAAUGGCAGACCAGUCUGCUUAUGAGUGGAAUGGCACCAAUUUCGAGAAGAAGAAGAGCAAUGACCGUACCGUGGAAUGGAUUAAUCCAUCGAGGCGUGAAAGACGUAGGGAGCAAACAUACUCAGUUGACGACUACUACAAAGACAUAAUUGGUGGUGCUAAUACUAAAAGUUCCAACAAAAAUAUGCCUCAACCAAAACUUCCUAGGCCACCGAGAACCGUUCAAAUUCAAGACUUUCAGUUCCCGGCCCCUUGCUUAAAUGCAUUGCAAGAAAAAGAGCUGCUUUCAUAUAAGAAGAAAGUCAACUAUAAGGUUUCGACUCACGAUUUUACCUCCGAUGAUGAAGCAGACGAAGAAAUUUCUAACAAGGUAACUGCUGAACAAGCAAAAAUCGAUAAUGCCGAAGAGUUCACCGAAGAUGACGAAUUGGCAAAGCAGCGAUGCAUAGAGGAGUCAUUCACCGCAUGGACUAAGAGAGAAUUCAUCACCUUCAUAAAUGGCUGCGCGAAGUUUGGUAGAACUAACUACAAAGCGAUAGCUGCAACCUUGGAGAACAAAACAGUUAGUGAGGUUGAGAAUUAUGGGAAGGUAUUUUGGGCUAGAUACAGGGAAAUACAGGGAUAUGAGAAAUAUUUGAAUACUAUUGAGGUCGGGGAAAAGAAGAUGGAGAAGCUUAAACAACAGGCAUCGCUCUUGAAGAUGAAGGUUGGUCAAUGUGAUUUCCCAAUGCAGGAAAUGACGAUACAGUAUCCGCCGAAUAACGCCAGAAGAACAUAUAACUCCACAGAGGAUAAAUUCAUUCUGUUGGCGGUCAAUAAAUAUGGCCUAUUUUCUGAUAACUUAUAUGAUAAGGUAAAACAGGAAAUCAUGAAGUCCAGUUUGUUCCAUUUCGAUUGGUUUAUUAGAACACGAACUGUACACGAGCUAUCGAAGAGAGUCAACACUCUACUGACAAUGAUAAUGAGAGAAUACGAAGGGCCUGAUAGUGCUGCAAAGAGGAAGAGAAAGGCAAAAGAUGGCACACCUGCCUCUGGUGUCAAUGAUCAGCAACAUCAGCUGGAUCCGUCGGAACCCAUGUACAAAAAAGCGAAGAGUGAAGACUUUUAA
Messenger RNA from Eremothecium gossypii ATCC 10895, 3078 nucleotides. It is a transcript of the gene ISW2, whose product is annotated as DNA translocase. Gene Ontology annotation, biological process: nucleosome organization; regulation of transcription by RNA polymerase II. Bases 1 to 3078 code for a protein of 1025 amino acids. NCBI's taxonomy places the organism in Eukaryota, Fungi, Ascomycota, Saccharomycetes, Saccharomycetales, Saccharomycetaceae. The transcript is spliced from 2 exons. Gene Ontology annotation, molecular function: nucleosome binding; DNA binding; ATP binding. Gene Ontology annotation, cellular component: chromatin; nucleus. The record is from RefSeq and is marked provisional.